Hydractinia symbiolongicarpus is the source of this 1944-nucleotide messenger RNA. RefSeq names its product DNA primase large subunit-like. Lineage: Eukaryota; Metazoa; Cnidaria; Hydrozoa; Anthoathecata; Hydractiniidae. The record is from RefSeq and is a predicted model, not a curated record. The transcript has 15 exons. Gene Ontology annotation, cellular component: alpha DNA polymerase:primase complex. Bases 104 to 1672 code for a protein of 522 amino acids. Gene Ontology annotation, biological process: DNA replication, synthesis of primer.
UUAUUUACGCGGGAAAGCCUAGCUUAAUUCAGAAAGAGAAGGAAAAGAAGGCAGUGUGUAAUGCAAAAACUUUUUUAUUCUCGCCUCCAGGUAAAAAAAUAACAUGAAUUUUCGUGGAAAGAAGAAAGCAAGUGUAGGUGAAUAUACGAAUGGCUCCGUUGGAAACGAAUCAGGGAAAUUGGAAUAUGAUUUCAUGUUCUACAAGGAUCCUCCUGUUGCCGAAAUAUCUCUAGAAGAGUUUGAGAAGUUUGCUGUAGAGAGGUUAAAAUUAUUGCGAGAAGUUGAAAAUAUCAGCAUACGUUUCAAGAGGAAUAGUGAUGAGCAUACAUCUAAAAUGAGAAAUAUUCUAAAAGAUUUUUUACCUGAGUUUAAAGACUCUGGCAAUAAUACAGUAGCAUUAGACAGGCGCCGAAACGAUUUAAGCCGCAAAGAACAUACUACUUCUAAUAAAAGAAAAGAUCAUGUGUCACAUUUUAUCUUAAGACUUGCUUUUGCGAGAAGUGAAGAUUUGCGACGUUGGUUCCUUACACAGGAAAUGGAGCUCUUCAGAUAUCGCUUUCAGCAGGGGGAAUUAGCUCAAAGAAAACAGUUUUUAAAAGAUACUGCUCUAGAGUUUAAUGAGGUUGAUAAAAAGUCUGUCGAAUUAGUUGAAAAGUUAAGAGAUUCAAAAUUUAAUUAUGUGGGAAAUGAAACCAUUAUCAAUGAUGUUUAUUACAAGGUUCCAUUUACAGAUGUUCUUGAUUUAGUGCGAAUGAGAAAAGUUUAUAUUGAAAAGGGUUUUGCAUACGUGCCACACGAAGAACUGGUUUCUAUUAUUAUAGGUAUUUACAGAACGCACCUGUCACAAGCACUUGCAGUCACUGCUCGAAAGCUUCCCUAUCUAGAAGAAGAUACACGCUUAUUACCCAUGCUAAAGAAUUUAAGUUCAGCAUAUAUUGGUGACAGUUAUACGUCUAAAAAAGCAUCUGUUGAUGGUAAACUAAAUUUGAACGAAGUUGAUGAGGCUGCAAAAGUUUCCUUUCCAAUUUGUAUGCGUCAUCUUAAUGAAGGGCUACGAAAUGAUCAUCAUUUAAAACAUUUUGGGAGGUUACAAUAUGGUUUGUUUUUGAAGGCUGCAGGAUUGUCACUGGAGGAAGCGCUUUUGUUUUGGCGCACUGAAUUCACAAAAAAGAUGGAAGUCGACAAAUUCGAGAAACAGUAUUCGUAUAACGUACGGCAUAGUUACGGCAAAGAAGGCAAACGAGCUGACUAUACACCGUAUAGUUGUAUGAAAAUUAUCACAACUAAUCAGCCUGGACAUGGUGAUUAUCAUGGAUGUCCUUUCAAACACAGUGAUGCUGAUGUGUUACAGAAACGAUUACAAAGCUACAAAAUUCCUAAAAACACCAUUAAUGAGAUUAUAGACUUGGUUAAGAGGCAACAUUUUCAAGUUGCAUGUGCAAGGUAUUUUGAAGUUACUCAUAAGCUUCCGGAGGGCACGACCAGUAUAAAUCACCCUAACGAAUAUUUUCUCGAAAGCAGGCGUGUCUUGAAGCAUGGUGCUAAAGGAAGCACGUACAUGCAGAUAAAACAAGAAAUAAAACGUGAAAAUCCAACCACGCAAAAUUUAGAUAAAAGCGAAAUUGAAGGUAUAGACUUUAAUGGAAUGGAUGAAGAAAUGGAAGUAAUUUAAUAGCAGAAAUUGCUGCAAAAGUCUGGCUUUUAUUGAAUAAUGUAAUUACAUAUUUGUGGGAGAAUAUUUGUCAUUUUAACAUAAGCUACCAUUUGGAGAUUUUAGCCCUGAUUAAGAAAAUACACCUUGUGAGAAAUAUAACAUUUAUUAAAGAAGCAAAUAUGCCUCGAUAAUUUGUAAAAUUUAGUAAUUGUUAGAAAGAUGUAAAUAAAUGCCAGUUUGUGAAAUCGGUGUAUAAAAUAUAAAAUCAAAUAAAACAUACGUACUAACAA